ACCCGCUCGGCCGUGCGUCGUGAGCGUUUAGGUCACAUCGAAUUGGCGGCACCCGUCGCCCACAUUUGGUACACUCGCCGCGUGCCUAGCUAUUUGGGUAUGUUGCUCAAUGUUUCGCGUCGCAAUCUCGACCGCGUCCUCUAUUUUGCGCAAUACGUCAUCACCUUUGUAGAUGAUGAAGCGCGUAAACGUGCGCUAAAGCGGAUUGAAGAAGAACUGAAAGAGGAAGAAGCGAAGCUAGAACAAGAGAUUAAGGCGAAGGCGGGGGAUUCUAAUGCGGCGCCCUUAAUUGCACAAGAACGUCUGCGUGCCGACUUUGAGGUGUUGAAAGAGGUCUUUGAUGAUAAGUUGGCCACGAUGAUCGAUCAAAUCGUCAAAGAAGCCAAAACAAUCGAGACCCGCUUGGGGAAUUUGAUGGGG
Darwinula stevensoni is the source of this 420-nucleotide messenger RNA. The record is from the annotation of a GenBank genome assembly. NCBI's taxonomy places the organism in Eukaryota, Metazoa, Arthropoda, Ostracoda, Podocopida, Darwinulidae.